Saccostrea cuccullata (small rock oyster) is the source of this 1655-nucleotide messenger RNA. Its product is annotated as NEDD8-activating enzyme E1 catalytic subunit-like. Gene Ontology annotation, molecular function: NEDD8 activating enzyme activity. Lineage: Eukaryota; Metazoa; Mollusca; Bivalvia; Ostreida; Ostreidae. Gene Ontology annotation, cellular component: cytoplasm; nucleus. The transcript has 15 exons. The coding region runs from base 11 to 1318 and encodes 435 amino acids. The record is from RefSeq and is a predicted model, not a curated record. Gene Ontology annotation, biological process: protein neddylation.
CAGUGACAGAAUGGACUGGCCCGGUAGAUGGAGCCACAUACAGAAGAUGCUGGAGAGGACCGGUCCAUUUGCACACCCAGACUUUGAGCCCAGUACAGAGACAUUGACGUUUCUACAGGAGACGUGUAAAAUUCUAGUGAUUGGUUCAGGAGGUCUGGGCUGUGAGCUCCUUAAAGAUCUAGCACUACUUGGGUUUCAGAACAUUGAUGUCAUAGACAUGGAUACCAUAGAUGUCUCCAAUCUCAACAGACAGUUCCUCUUCAGAGCUAAGGAUGUGGGAAGACCUAAGGCUGAAGUGGCCGCAGAGUUUGUAAACAACAGAGUGACAGGGUGUAAAGUUACGCCCCAUUACUGUAAAAUCCAGGAUUUCGAUGAAUCUUUUUACAGACAGUUUCACAUCGUGGUUUGCGGGUUGGACUCUAUAGUAGCACGGCGAUGGAUCAAUGGAAUGCUGAUCAGCCUGCUACAGUAUGACGACGGAGAACUGGACCCCAGCUCGAUCGUCCCAAUGGUAGACGGGGGAACGGAGGGGUUCAAGGGGAACGCUAGAGUAAUCCUCCCUGGAAUGACGGCCUGUGUGGACUGUACGCUCGACCUUUACCCGCCUCAGGUAAACUUUCCUCUGUGUACAAUAGCCCACACCCCGAGGCUACCAGAACACUGUAUAGAGUACGUCAGAAUUCUACUCUGGCCGAAAGAAGAACCUUUUGGAAGUGGUGUGAUCAUUGAUGGAGACGACCCUCACCAUAUUAAAUGGAUCUUAGAAAAAUCUAUAGAGCGAGCCAACGAGUAUAACAUAAAGGGAGUUAACUACAGACUGACUCAGGGUGUGGUCAAAAGAAUUAUCCCUGCUGUGGCCUCCACCAAUGCUAUAAUAGCAGCUGCUUGUGCGACAGAAGUUUUUAAAAUAGCCACAAGUUGCUGUUUGCCAUUAAAUAACUACAUGAAUUUUAAUGAUACGGCGGGCAUCUAUACUUACACGUUUGAAGCUCUAAAAAAGGAGGAUUGUGUGGCCUGCACCAAUAUACCUCAAGUUUUAACAUUCUCAGAAAACGACAAACUCCAAGACGUUAUCACGUAUCUAAUAGAAAGUGCUACAUACCAAAUGAAAUCUCCUGGAAUCACAACAUCAGUAGACGGUAAAAACAAAACUCUGUACAUGCAGACAGUCAAAUCUAUAGAACAACGAACAAAAGACAACCUGAAGAAAACACUUAAAGAGCUUGGACUGACAGAUGGGCAAGAACUGUAUGUAGCUGACCCCACAACCCCAGCGUCCUUGACCUUUAAACUACAAUUAGGGUCAAACAUGGAGUAAGAAAAAUCAUGUGACUGUUUUGAUCAUGUGACAUUACCACCUGACCGUGUAAAAGUGAAAGUAGGAUAGUCCUUGUGAUUCAUCUACACUUGAGGAAAAAAAAACUCCGACACAACACUGGGACUAAAUCUACUAAUUGAUGGUGUACCUAGGAUAGAUACAUCUCAACUGACGGUCAAGACACAGGCUUAUAUACUAAUUAUUUAUUUUGUUAUAUGCUGCUUUAUACAUGUAGUGUUUGUUUUGUCUUGUGUUUGAACAGGAGAAAGGGAUGAAGAAGAAUGUGAAAUUUAGGAAGAAAUUAUUGUUGUAAUAAAAAGAAAGGUGUAUUACAUUA